UGGUACGCGCGCGUACGCGGCGCGCCGCCGCUGUCCAACGGUCCACCUGCGCGGUCAGUUUCACUACCCCACUCAGUGUAGACGGUUGUGUUGUGCUGUGCUGUGAACGUACGCUAAUACGAGUGUUCGAUAUUCGAAUUUAUUGUGUUGUGUUGUGAGGAUCCAUGUUUUUAAGAAAUGCCAGCGACAGUGAGUGACGCGCCGUGCGACCGAUGAGCCUGCGCCUGCGCACCGUCGCGGUCACUAUGUGAAGACAAAAUGCUGUUGUCACUCUGUAAAUCAUGCCAGUACUGCCUGGAGACCAUGUACUGGACAUGCUGCGAGGAGAAAUUCUGUUUCGAUAAGAAGAUAGCAACUUACAAAUUAGACGAGGAUGCUGUGUACACGAACGGAUAUGCGAACAUGGGCGCGAGCGUGGACAGCGUGGCGGCAGUCACCGCGCAACCAGUCAACAAUAACCAUCUGCCGCCGCGCGAAAUCGGUCGUGAGACCAAUGAGAUGCCGCUGCAUGCCGACAAGCUAUACGAGGUGUUCUCGAGAUCGCUGAUAUUCAGAGACGAACACGAACUAAAGUCGAAAGGUAGCAAAGAUUCUCUAGACGAGUUGGAAACAAAGUCCGAACCUGACUACUUAUCAGACAAACCAAAUAGGACCAAAGUUUACUUCGAAGACGAAGUGAACUCACCAGUCACUGACUUUGAAAUCAUGUUUAAAGAUGAAUUACUGGCUAACCACGACAUGUUCAAGAUUGACGAAGAAGAAGAAAGUGACAGACGAAGCCAGGACACCGAGGAAGGACUUACAAUGAACGUAUCUGUUAUGAAACAAGAUGUCAUAAAACCAAGCACUGUUACAAUCAAAGAUGAAUCUAAGAUAACAACGCCCAGCCCUAUUUACAAGUAUGACCCAGUGUCGGCGAUGGCGUUGCCUUCAACCCUCACUCUGCCAAGAGUGGAGAGCGUUAAAGGAAUCUUAAGACAGAAAGGGAAUAUACCGCGAAGCAACAGCGCAAGGACUUUAGAAAGAGUUGACAGUGGCAGCAAGUUGAAGCAGAUUGGUAGAGUAGAGAGUUUGAAGAGCAUCGAUCCUACGAAAAUCAAUAAAGUAUUAGCAAGAGUGCCGCAUAGGAGUGCGUCAUUCCUAAACAUUCCAGAACAUUUGCUGCCAGAGAAACCGCCACUUGUAAAGAGCAAAUCGAUGGUAGGUGUCAUGUCGAUGAAUGACGAAUUGAAACUAAGUCAACUACCAGACACGCCGAUAAUAAAAAGCAGUAACUUGCCUAAAUUUUUCACUGAUAGUCCUACAAUAAAAGAAUAUAAAGGCGAAACGAGCCUUCAAAGUAUUAAAGAGAAAACCGCUAUGAUGUUCCAAGAGAACGAUUUUAGUAUGCCCAGGUAUUACGGUGCUACGAAAUCUGAACAGCAGGUUCAUGAGAGCAAGUCCAUGCCUGAUUUGAGGAAUCCGACCUCAACAGGUAAAGUGAGCAAACGACUUGUUAAACUUCGGGGAAGGUUGAAGCCGUUGGUUAUAAGGAAGAGUUCCGACGAGAGAUUAUAGUGACAAGGUUUAAUCAAAGAAAUCUUGUGAUAGAAAUUAUGACGCAAUCAGAAUAAUUAUUUGAAAUUCCAAUUGAGUGGUAUUUGUGUAGUAGUUUUAAGUGAUUCUUAUGGCAAUAAGCGAUUUCCAGUUGACGAAGAAACCAAGUGAAUUAUCUAAAAUGUGUUUUUUCAUGAAAUUAGCUAUAUUGUUUUGUGAAUAAAUGUUGACAGUAUUAUGUUUGCAAUAAGGACUUCAAUUCAUCAAACUUGAAGAUUUAUUUAUGACCACUGAAUUAUGAUAAAAAUAUGCAUAGCAGUAUUUAUUGCUCAAAGAAUAUAAUUUUUAGUUUGAGUAAACAUUAAAAUAAGUUAACUAUAAAAUAUGUUUAAUUUUGCCGCAAUCGUGUCUUGUGAAAAUGAACCCAUCUUUGAAGAUACAACACAUUAUAUUUUAGUUAAUAUUAAUAAAUGGUGCUAAAAGUGUACUUAUAGACGAAUAGGUGUUAUAUUUCUUUGUAUACCGAUUUUCUAGUCAUGUGACAUCACUUAAAUAAACCAGAACAAAAAACAUGUAAAAUAAUAAAAAUACACCAUACGUUUGUUAAGAUUUGAAUGUGAUUUAAUAUAAUUUAUUGUUGAAAUAUAA
Manduca sexta (tobacco hornworm) is the source of this 2184-nucleotide messenger RNA. RefSeq lists its product as uncharacterized. The record is from RefSeq and is a predicted model, not a curated record. Bases 259 to 1557 code for a protein of 432 amino acids. NCBI's taxonomy places the organism in Eukaryota, Metazoa, Arthropoda, Insecta, Lepidoptera, Sphingidae. The transcript is spliced from 5 exons.